AUGGCGCACGCCGCGACUGCCGAGGAUGAGAUCGCCGCCAUUUGCCGUGAGCUGGACACCCUCAAGCUGCAGCUGACCACCGCUUCGCCCGAUUCAUCGGCCAGUUCGUUUGAUGGGACGGCAGCCGCGCCGCACGGCGGCGACGAUGAGACGGGCCUCCGGCCUUCUAUGGAACAGCUGCUUGGGCGGCUGGCGCAGGAGCAAGCGAGACGGAGGCAACUCGAGGAGGAGCUUCACGCCCUGCGCAUGAGUCAGAAGCAAAUGACCACCGAAUCGCUGGAGGAAAUAAGUGCGAAGAGGGAGGAGCUCAGCCAACUAACACGUGAGCGGGAUGAAAUGCGGGACUGGCUGCAACGAGGCGUGAAUGAGUGUCGUCGCGUGGCAGACGAGGCGAUACGGCUAAAAAGAGUCCUUGACGAGCGCACGCAGCGCUGUCAGCUCCUUGAGACCGCGAAGGAGGAGUUGCAGGAAAAGAUCGACACAGUGCAGCGGCAGUUAGCGGACUCGCAGUCGCAGCUUGAAGGUCUGCAGAAGAAGGAGUGCCUGCUAGAGGCCUGCGAGGGGCAACGCGCUCGCUCUGAGCAGAAUAUCGUGGAGCUGAACGAGAAGAGGCAAAAAGAGUAUGAUGCGCUCGUGGACGAGGCGGAGUCCCGCCGCCUCCGCGCUGAGGAGCUUGAGAGUGCAGAAACGUGCGUCCAGCUUCUGACUGAGCGGCUGCAGCAGCUGCUGACGCACAUGGAGCGCUUGGGACAGGCCGUACGUAAAGGGUGUGUGGAGGAGGUGCCGGCGGACGAAUUCUUCCUGCGCGAGGGCGUUGCGGAGCCGCAGCACCCGCUGGAUGAACUAGUUGCGCGUGCCCAGGCUUUCCCCCGCAUCAUUGCGGCUGCCAUUCAGCAGCUCCAUGCGGACAUCGUCGCGUUUAUGGCGGAGCAGCGCUGCCUGCAGGCGGAGCAGGCAGCGAAGCAGCGGGAGCACCUCGAGGCGCUCCACCUGGAGAAACAGACGCUGCUCCACAAGUACGAGAGGGAGCGGGAGACACUGACGCAGGAGAUUGCACAACUCAGAACAGAACUGCUUCGAGUGGUCGCAAAGAGCCCAGAGGAUAGUGACGACACUUCGAACCGGCAGAAGGAGCGCAUCGCCGAGCUGGAGCAGCUGCUGUGGUCGAACGACCAGCAGGCGGCGGAGAACGAGAGGCUGCGCGGGGAGAACGACGAACUUCGGGGAAAGUUGCGCGCUCUGAAAAUCGAUUGGAAAAAAGUCCACGAGAGUCAGUUGCGCUUCCAGGAGCUUCAGGUGGAGGUGGACAUGAUCGCGCGGACGAAUGCGCGGAUACAGAAGGAAAACGAGAGCCUGAAGAUGACCAUUGAGACCCGCUUUGGUCAGCUCCCCGCCGGCACGCAACCAGAGCAGGAACCCCACUCUGAACAGCUCUAUCCAGGCGCGAGCGGGAGGGCGCGGGGGGCGGCGCUGACGCCUCCUGGCAUCUCCAGCAUCAUGAUGAACGACACGGACGGCAGACGCGGGGCGAGUGCGAGUCCCUCAGCGUCGUGCGAUCACGCAUGUCGUAGUGCAGAGCGUGAGGCGUUUCAGGGGUGGAAGCGCAUGGUGAUCAGCGGCUACCUCGAGUAG
Messenger RNA from Trypanosoma conorhini, 1632 nucleotides. RefSeq lists its product as uncharacterized. Bases 1 to 1632 code for a protein of 543 amino acids. The record is from RefSeq and is a predicted model, not a curated record. Lineage: Eukaryota; Euglenozoa; Kinetoplastea; Trypanosomatida; Trypanosomatidae. The transcript has a single exon.